CUGACGUUUGAAUGUUUUGGUCGGCGUCGGCAUUUUUUCAGCGGCUGUGGCAAAAACAAGUGUACGUCCGCUUCAUCAACUACCAAGACGUCGCACUGUAUCCAAGUAUCAGUAUCAGUUGUUUUAAAUAAUGCAACAAUAACAGGCAAAUCUGAACAAGAAUCCCGCUGCAACAAUGUUGACCACCGAGUUUGUCCAGCUGGCGCUGUUGUUCGGUUCCGGAUCUAUAUUUUUUCUUUUCGUUUUGCUUGGUAUAGUUCUGAAGGUGACGACGACACCGUUUCCCACAAUAGUACGUCAUAGAAAGGAAGAGUACUAUGUCGAUCCGAAUGCAAUCAAUAAUCAACCGUUUCCGUCGUUAGACGACGAACCAACGGUGCGGUUGAGUGUGAUCGUUCCCGCAUUUGACGAAGAAAAAAGACUGCCCCUCAUGCUGGAUGAAUGUUUAGAUUAUCUGGAAAAACGUGCUGGAAAAGAGAAAAACUUCACCUACGAGGUGAUCAUCGUGAGCGAUGGUAGCCGUGAUCGAACGCCAAGUGUUGCGUUCGAGUACGUCAAACUAUACGGUGCAAAUAAGGUGCGUUUGCUGAAACUGGAAGAAAACCGUGGUAAGGGUGGUGCGGUUCGUCUUGGGAUGCUUAGCAGCCGUGGCCAGUUUCUACUGUUUGCCGAUGCGGACGGUGCGACAAAGUUCGCCGAUUAUGCGAAACUUGAACGCAGCAUGGAACAAAUGACGGGCUUUGAAUGGAAGCGCGAUGCACUAACGAUUGGUUCGCGUGCUCAUCUGGAGCAGGAAGCUACGGCGAAACGAACAAUCUUCCGCACGAUCCUAAUGCACGGAUUUCACCUUCUGGUGUGGACGUUUGCGGUCAAAAAGGUGCGUGAUACACAAUGUGGAUUCAAGCUUGUUUCGCGUUCGGCCGCCCGGAAACUGUUUCAGGUGAUGCACGUCGAACGAUGGGCAUUCGAUGUGGAGCUGCUGUUCAUUGCACAAUCGUACAACAUUCCGAUCGAGGAGGUUGCAGUAAACUGGACGGAGAUCGAGGGUUCAAAGCUGACACCGUUCUGGUCCUGGUUAGAGAUGGGUCGGGAUUUGAUGCUGAUCUGGUUCCGGUACGCGAUCGGUGCAUGGCAGUUGCGGAAAGAGCACGUUAAUUGAAAGUCGUGAGAAGCCGUUCACGCUUUUAGGUUUAGUUUUUAAACAUUUUCUUUUGCGAUAUCUUAGUUUGUGCAACAGAAUAAUCUAAAUGUAGACAUAGAUGAGACAGAUGGAAUAAACAUAAGCGAAAUCGUGGCCUCUGUA
Anopheles funestus (African malaria mosquito) is the source of this 1303-nucleotide messenger RNA. RefSeq names its product dolichyl-phosphate beta-glucosyltransferase (gene wol). The transcript has 3 exons. NCBI's taxonomy places the organism in Eukaryota, Metazoa, Arthropoda, Insecta, Diptera, Culicidae. Gene Ontology annotation, cellular component: endoplasmic reticulum membrane. The record is from RefSeq and is a predicted model, not a curated record. Bases 176 to 1159 code for a protein of 327 amino acids.